Molecule: messenger RNA, 1349 nt
Organism: Bolinopsis microptera
Lineage: Eukaryota; Metazoa; Ctenophora; Tentaculata; Lobata; Bolinopsidae
Exons: 5
Coding region: 74-952 (292 amino acids)
Biological process (GO): G protein-coupled receptor signaling pathway
Cellular component (GO): plasma membrane
Molecular function (GO): G protein-coupled receptor activity
Source: RefSeq, a predicted model, not a curated record
GUGGGCUGCAGCAAUCGCCGCAGCUUCAGGUACUAGCAGUAACCUCCUCCUCAUCAUAGUCUAUCUGGUGUGCAUGGCCAGGUUUCCUAAACGUACCCUCAACAUUCUCAGUCUCAUGAUGUGCGACCUGGGCAACAGCGCUCUUACCCUCGUAAUCCACCUCGCUAGCAGAGACAAGCUGCUGGCAAAGGGAGUGGACGUGAUAGCUCCAAUGACACUUGCACUGCAGAUUGGUUCCAUAUUCCACAUCAACUCCAUCGUUGUUACCAGGUUGAUAGCCUGUGCUAAACCGUUCUGCUACAAAAGAUGGGUAACUCGGAGACGGGUUCUGUGCACCGUCCUCUCAGCUUGGGUUAUCAGCUCCAUUCUUCUACUCCAGAUCCUGUUAAACUCGAAGCCAGAGCAACCCAGACAAUACCCUGUAGACGUGCUGGCGACUAACAGUCAGCUAGUCAUGUCCUGCCAGCUAGCCCUCAUGAUCAUUCUUACCAUCCUACUGGGGACUAUGAUACGUCACGUGGCCUACCAACUCAUCAACUACAAGAAACGGGACACUAACCUCCACAAACCACAAACAAGAGAUUCGCGGAAACGAUGCAGUCCAGAAGCUGGCAACAUUGCCUCGAGCAGAAGUCGCACAAAACUAACACCCAGCAAGUGCAACACAGGUGGCAUCCGUAAAGACUUUAUCUUAACCAGGCACAUCUACAUAAUAGUGUGGUCGGUGAUCCUAUUGACUUUUUACCAUGUGAUGUACGCUGCACCUAUUAUUUACAUGGCUGCUCAAAAACACUUGAGCACCUCCCAUCGGGAGAUUUUGCGGGAAUUUUGUGUUCUGGGCGGGACUUUCGGGACGCUCGUUAAUUCGAGCUUGUUUGCGGUACCCCUCAUAAAAGGGAAGCUUAUGAUUGGCAAUUCUAAUAAGAUUACAGAACGAGAAAGACAAAGGUAGUACACACUGUACAAUUUUCAAGGGUUGCAUGCUGUGAGUGUCGAGUUCAGAAACGUUAUGCUGGAAGUGGAAUGGAACUUUAAAAUAAUAAAAUCAUAAUGAUUUUGUGACCCAUUUCAUAAUUCUGUUGUUUGUUCGUUCUGACAAUCUUUGUAUAUUUAUAUCCAUAUAAAUGAAAGUAUGCGAAUGAAAAGGUUUAGUUACUUUUUUUCUGAUCGUGGAAAGUUACUUUUAUUUAUUUUAUUUCAUUGUCAGUGAAGGAUUCAAUUAAAGCUAAGCCUAAAGGCAAAGCGUGUUUUUACUUUUCACUAAAUCUGCCAGCCGUUUUUAUUUUUCACCCGAUUCGAUUUUUACCCUGUAUGUAAAUGUUGCGGCGAGGGAAGUCUCGGAUUUUAAG